Molecule: messenger RNA, 2770 nt
Organism: Sorex araneus (European shrew)
Lineage: Eukaryota; Metazoa; Chordata; Mammalia; Eulipotyphla; Soricidae
Product: cytochrome P450 2U1
Exons: 5
Coding region: 39-1610 (523 amino acids)
Biological process (GO): xenobiotic metabolic process
Cellular component (GO): cytoplasm; intracellular membrane-bounded organelle
Molecular function (GO): iron ion binding; oxidoreductase activity, acting on paired donors, with incorporation or reduction of molecular oxygen, reduced flavin or flavoprotein as one donor, and incorporation of one atom of oxygen; heme binding
Source: RefSeq, a predicted model, not a curated record
CUCCCUGCGCGCGUCGGCCCGGGCGGCGCGGCCCCGCCAUGGGCUCGGGCGGGUGGUCGCCGCCGCCGCUGCCGCCCCUGCCGCCCCUGCCGCUGCUGCUGCUGCUCGGGCUGGCGGCGCUGCUGGGCUGGGGCUGGCGCUGGCGGCGGCGCGCGCGGGGCAUCCCGCCCGGCCCCGCGCCCUGGCCCGUCGUGGGCAACUUCGGCUUCGUGCUGCUGCCGCCCUGCCUGCGCCGCCGCGACGCCCUGGCCCGGCCCGCGCCCGCGCCCCGCGGCCCGCAGCUCGUCCUGGCCGACCUGGCGCGCACCUACGGCAACGUGUGCAGCUUCUUCAUCGGCCACUACCUGGUGGUGGUGCUCAGCGACUUCAGGAGCGUGCGCCAGGCGCUCGUGCAGCAGGCGCGCGUCUUCAGCGACCGCCCGCGCGUGCCGCUCGUGUCGCUGCUCACCAAGGAGAAGGGGAUCGUCUUCGCCCGCUACGGGCCCGUGUGGCGGCAGCAGCGCAAGUUCUCGCACGCCACCCUGCGCCACUUCGGCCUGGGGAAGCUGAGCCUGGAGCCGCGCAUCCUGGCCGAGUCGCAGUGCGUGCGGGAGGAGAUGCGCCGGCAGGGGCAGGGGGGCGCCGCCUUCAGCCCCUUCCCCGCCGUGCACCGCGCCGUGUCCAACGUCAUCUGCUCGCUGUGCUUCGGCCAGCGCUUCGACCCCACGGACGGCGAGUUCCAGAGGAUGCUGGAGCUGAUGUCGCGCUCGCUGGAGAUCUGCCUCCACUCGCAGCUGCUGCUGGUCAACGUCUGCCCCUGGCUCUACUACCUGCCCUUCGGCCCCUUCCGCGAGCUGCGGCAGAUCGAGCGGGACAUCACCGGCUUCCUGAAGAGGAUCAUCCGGGAGCACCGCGCGUCCCUGGACGCCGCGCAGCCGCGCGACUUCAUCGACAUGUACCUGCUGCAGGUGGAGGCGGCGCGCGGCCAGGGCGGCCCCAGCAGCUUCGACGAGGACUACCUCUUCUACAUCAUCGGCGACCUCUUCUUCGCCGGCACCGACACCACCGCCAACUCCCUGCUCUGGUGCCUGCUCUACGCGGCGCUGCACCCCGACGUCCAGGAGAAGGUUCACGAAGAGAUCGAGAGGGUCAUUGGCCGUGCCCGAGCCCCCUCGCUCACGGACAAGGCGCAGAUGCCCUACACGGAGGCCACCAUCAUGGAGGUGCAGCGGCUGACGGUGGUGGUGCCCCUCGCCAUCCCACACAUGACCUCGGAGGACACAGUGCUCCAGGGCUACACCAUCCCCCGAGGCACGCUGGUGCUGCCCAACCUGUGGUCCGUCCACAGAGACCCGGCCGUGUGGGAGAGGCCCAACGACUUCUGCCCGGGCCGGUUUCUGGAUGAGCACGGCCGGCUGGUGAAGAGGGAGACCUUCAUUCCCUUCGGAAUAGGGAAGCGGGUGUGCAUGGGCGAGCAGCUGGCCAAGAUGGAGCUCUUCCUCAUGUUCGUCAGCCUCCUGCAGAGCUUCAGGUUCACGCUGCCCGAGGACUCGCCGAAGCCCAGCCUGGCCGGGAAGUACGGCCUCACCCUCGCCCCCCACCCGUUCAACGUCAUCGCCUCCGAGAGGUGACGGCAGGGCCACGCUCGCACAGGCCAGCCCUGCUCGGGUUGGGGUUGCAGAGGCUGCAGGGCGGGGGGCGGAGCUCCUGGCGGGGGUCGGUGGCUGGGGGGCUGGUGUCUUCCGGCCCGCCUGUCCCUUUCCUGAGCUGUUUGCAGGACGGCACCCAACUCGCCUCUCCUGUCUCCCAGCAUGAGCCAAGGCCGGGGGCCACGUCUUUGCUGAGCCCCCGGGGCAGCCCCAGAGAAGGGGGGAGGGAGACCUGUCGGCGUGCAGGACCGAGGGGGUGCCCGAGGCGGGCGGCCUGAGCUCUGGUCAGGGUCAGGAGUGUUUGUGCCCAGGAGUGCCCCUUGCUGCUGGCCUUCUGUGUGAGAUUCAGCCGAUCCUCUCUCUACUGGCCGCACCGGGCCCUGCCCACGGAGGGCGGGUCAGUGUGGGAAGUUUGGGGUCCCUCUCCCUCCUGCCACCAGCGGGAGGCGCUGUAGCUGCUCCCGUGGGAUGUGAGCCCGCAGGGGAGCGGGAGGCCCUGGACGGAGGGGGCAUCGGGCAGGAAAGGCUGGGGCUGCCCAGGUCACCCGCACUCAGGAAGGGCCCCGCAAGGAGAAGGAGCCCGGGGAAAGGCCACGGCCUAGUGCAGGCUGGCUGUGUGGGCGGCGUGGGCAGCUGCUGGCCAUCCUGCCUGGGGUCGGAGCCGGGCGCUGUCUAGCCCUCUUGGAACUGCCCCCGCGCAGGCCCCGAGCAGGGUCCCCACUGCACUUUACGUAGCAAGGCUGGGAAUGCGGGCUCGCCUGCAGGUGCUCCAGGGCCAACGCACCAAUGGAAAAGGGUCCCGGACCCCCAUAGCUCUGCGUGGCCGACCCUCCCGGGCUCCCAGCCUCUGCACCAAACCGCCCCCAGUUUCCCCAGAAGAGGGUCCCCUGGAAGGACGCCACUGGGUCACACAGUGCCUUAGCCUGGAGCACUUGAGAGCAGGAAGCGUCUCGGGCGAGUCCCCGGGCGUUGCUUCCCACACACCUGCUGGCGUGACUCUGGACAUCAUGAUUGGUCGAAAUCACGACAUUUCCUCGAGUGUGGAAACAACAGUAUUCUGUUUUCUAAACUCCCCGAGAAGCCACUUUCUAGUCCUCCUGUAGCCUGAUUUCUGAUGCUUUUAUUAAACGUUGUGACGGAGA